GCAACUGUAGAGCACUUUUAGUACAGGGAGGUCUGCCAUAUUGUCUUACAAAAGUUCACACUGGAAAAAAUAUGAAAGAAAGAAGAAGAGUUCUGGCUGCAGGGGGCACCUUCAGCAGUAGUGACAGAGACAGUCUGGUCUGUGGAGUGCUGCCAGUCACAAGAGGCCUCGGUAACCAUGGAGACAAAAGGCUGAAGGACUGUGUCAUUGUCGACCCCUAUGUGACCUCAGUUCCCAUAUAUCAACAUUCACAGUUUCUAAUUCUGGCAUCUGGUGGAUUGUGGGAAGUCCUGUCAGAUGAGGAAGUGACCUGCUUGUUACUACAGAUGCUGCCAGACCAGCAGAUACCUCCACCAAGAGAGAUUAGUCAGUUACUGUGGCCACUGCUGCAUGGGCAACAAGAACCAGAAAGUGGCGAUGUAACCAUUGGUCCACAGUUUCCUGGGCAACAUGAUGCCAGGAACACUCCUGCAACCCGUGACCAGAUCUUUGCAGAGCAACAUGAUGCCAGGAACACUCCUGCAACCAGUGACCAGAUCUUUGCAGAGCAACAUGAUGCCAGGAACACUCCUACAACCAGUGACCAGAUCUUUGCAGAGCAACAUGAUGCCAGGAACACUCCUGCAACCAGUGACCAGAUCUUUGCAGAGCAAAGCCACCAGUCUUACAUGGGUAUUGCCAGUUAUGUGAAAUCUGAACCAAAUUUAGUAUUACAGAAAGACCAGAUGCAACUUCAGAUGCCAAAUUCUACCGGAGAUCCACAUCUGAAUUUUAGAAAUCUCAACAGCUGUGAAAAUGCUGAACCAUCUGAGGAACCGAACAUGACUUCAGCCAGUCCUGACAUCACAGACUCAGUUCAUGCAACAAGAGCAGACAAGAGGAAGGAGUUAUCUCGGGCAAUGGCUGAACAUUUGACUCAGGCAGCCAUCUUGGCUGGUGCAAAAAAUAACCUGACAGUAAUGGUGGUCCUGCUUCCUGGUUGUGGCAUCUGA
This is a messenger RNA of Candidula unifasciata, 992 nucleotides long. The record is from the annotation of a GenBank genome assembly. NCBI's taxonomy places the organism in Eukaryota, Metazoa, Mollusca, Gastropoda, Stylommatophora, Geomitridae.